CGCCCUCUUUUUUGUUCUGCUCAAGCUCUACAGCUGCAGGCUUGGAUUCAGUGAGAGCUGAGUAAAUACCUCUUCAUGAAGCCAAACACUCAGGAACUAUCGCAAUGUAAAUGCCUUGCCACAAAACAAUGGGCUUCAAUAUCCUCACGAAGCCAAACACUCAUCAUUUUCAGGAGGAACCGUGAACAAAGAGUCCUCAAGCUUUCGGACGCAGCCGCAGAGAGUCUUCUGAGGAGAGAAAUUCAUGUUCAGUGUAGCUCAUCCCACAACAGUCACGCUAUUCACCAAUAAAUGCUGGAAUAUUCCCAUCAGUUUACAAGUGAAAAGGAACAUCAAAUCGUCAAGAAGACCGAGUUCAUUAAAGAAGACCGAGAGAAGAUGAGAGAUUCAGAACCCUGCAGAAUCAAACACACUGAAGAUACUGGAGAACAAACAGAGUUAAAAGAAGAAAAUGUGGAGGAUGAAGAAUUGAAUGAAGUUGAGGAGAGAAAUCAUGUCAAAAGUAGAGAAGGACCUUUGAGUGGCUCUCAAACUAAAUGGAAAAGUUUAAAGAAAAGAACGAAGAAAUCUUUCACCUGCACUCAGUGUGGAAAGAGUCUGACAAACAAAACAAGUCUUGAGCGUCAUAUAAGAGUUCAUACUGGAGAGAAACCGUACACUUGUGAUCAGUGUGGGAAGAAUUUCACACAAUUAUCACACCUCAAAGUUCACAUGAACAUUCACACUGGAGAAAAACUGCACACAUGUGAUCAAUGCAGCAAAACAUUUUUUAGACUUUCAAACCUAAAGGAACACCUGAGAGUUCAUACAAAGAACAGGCCACAUUCAUGUCAUUUGUGUGGAAAGAGUUUUUCUUUUCUACAAAAUUUGAAAAUACACCAGAAAAUACAUACUGGUGUGAGAGAGUACAUGUGCUUUGAGUGUGAAAAGACUUUUACUACAUCGGACGGUUUAAAACUGCAUGAAAGGAUCCACACCGGAGAGAAACCUUACAAGUGUUCACGCUGUGACAAGAGAUUCAUUCAUUCAGGACAUCUGAAAGCACAUGAGAGGAUCCACACUGGAGAGAAACCCUACAAGUGUUCACACUGCAGCAAGGGAUUCAGUCAGUCAGCAACUAUGAAAGCACAUGAAAGGAUCCACACUGGAGAGAAACCUUAUCAAUGCACUGCAUGUGGGAAGCGUUUCAUUCAAUCAUCUGGUCUACACAGACAUAGAAAAAAUAAUCACAGUAAAGGACAAUUUAUACUUCUGGGUCGAGCCUACACCAUAGGCUAUGUGUAGUAUGGCAUAGUCUGGUGUGCGCCUAACAGCGCGUCAAGUCUACACGGACCGCAAGUGGUGUGAUUGGUUUGCUAGAACCCCGCUGCCUGAGUUUUGUGUAUUUUUAUGUGCACUUUAAUACAUUUUAAUGUUAUACCUUCUUAUAUAAAUUAAAACAAAGCAAAGAACGAGUACCUUAUCAUGUAUUAUACUACAUAUACUAGCUGCAUUUCCACUGUCGGACCAAAAGAGGGCAUGCUAGUGUGUGCCAGAGACAGUUGCGUUUCCACUGUCACUUCCUGUGCUUUAUCGUGCCACAUCGGUGUUUCCUCGGGGCCAAAGGCCUGGGUUUUUUGGCCCGACCAAAACCUAGGGCCAAAGUGGACCAGCUGGGACUAGAGGAGUUGUGAUGAUCUCCACAUCUAGUGUUUGAAAUAACUUGAUCUGAUGUGGAUUAUAAUCACCAUAGAAGGCAGAAAUAUUUGUAAGUGAUGCAAAAGAUUAUGCACAUGGCUUGAAUGUUACCAUAGUAAACAUGGUAAAUUCAACCACUUGAAGAAAUGAGACUUCAGCUUCUUACUCUCUAUCACAAUUGUGUAUUUAUCAUAUUUAUCGUAUUUAACAUUUUAUAGGUCAUAAGUCUUGCCUUGAAAAUUUAGCAUUGUGUGUGUAUAAUAUAUAUAUAUAUAUAUA
Messenger RNA from Carassius auratus (goldfish), 1956 nucleotides. RefSeq names its product zinc finger protein 239-like. The coding region runs from base 292 to 1284 and encodes 330 amino acids. Gene Ontology annotation, molecular function: DNA-binding transcription factor activity; RNA polymerase II cis-regulatory region sequence-specific DNA binding. The transcript is spliced from 3 exons. The record is from RefSeq and is a predicted model, not a curated record. Lineage: Eukaryota; Metazoa; Chordata; Actinopteri; Cypriniformes; Cyprinidae. Gene Ontology annotation, biological process: regulation of transcription by RNA polymerase II.